Messenger RNA from Acipenser ruthenus (sterlet), 2363 nucleotides. Its product is annotated as tetratricopeptide repeat protein 24-like. Lineage: Eukaryota; Metazoa; Chordata; Actinopteri; Acipenseriformes; Acipenseridae. Gene Ontology annotation, molecular function: protein binding. The record is from RefSeq and is a predicted model, not a curated record. The coding region runs from base 239 to 2077 and encodes 612 amino acids. The transcript is spliced from 13 exons.
UAGCAACAGAGGUACAAUGUUUAUAACACAGUAGCCGAUUAUUUUACAUGGAAACCUGCAUUCGUUACAAAUGUCACUGUAGAGAGUUGUCAUAUUGCUCGUUCACUGGGAGCGGAUACAAUCAACGUCAGCCAAAAAACACGCUUGGAUAUUUAUUUAUUCGCAAAAGAUUGAUACUCUUAAGGUGUAGUUCAUCUCUUUAGACUGCAGCCCUGAUGGUGUAGCUGAGCCUGGCACAAUGAUGGCCUCACAGGUACCCCCGGCACCCCAAGUUGAGCGUGGGUCAAGGGGGAGCCGGAGGGACAGGAGGGAGGAGAGGGGGGACAGCACUGCCCGGGACCCACUGCAGCUCCAGGCUGAUAUCGAAGCCCUCACGGCAGCCGGACACCGAGCUCUACUGGGGAGAGACACGGUGGAGGCAUUGGCAUGCUUCAAGAAGGCUUUCCUGACUUCCCUGCAGCUGAAGGAAGCCCAGGUGCAGCGAGCCUGUGCCUUCAACCUGGGAGCUGCCUAUGUGGAGGUGGGGAAGCCAGAAAAAGGUCUGGGCUUCUUGCAGCGAUCGCAGCCCCCGGGCGAGGGGGGAGAGGGGGUUGGUGAGAAGCGGGCGGACCUGCACUUCAAUCUGGGGGCGGCCCACGAUGCCCUGGGGCAACACGCCACUGCGGCCGAGCACUACCGCCAAGCCGCCGAGCAGUAUGGGAGCAGAGAAGGGGGGAGGAGCGAGGCAGAGGCGCGCAUGAAGCUGGGAUACUGUCACCUGCAGAUGAAGGAGCCUGCCAUGGCAGCCCACAGCUUCCAGAGAGCAGGGGAGUGCUACAGGGCAGCAGGGUGUGUGGAGCCAGCAGCCACGGCGCUCAGGGAGGCUGCAAACCACAUGCUGCAGAGCCAGGACUUCACUGCUGGGGAGAUCGAGCGUGUGCUGGGGGAGUGCAAGGAGCUGUGUGAGAGAAUCCACAACAAGGAGGGGCUAGGGAACCUGUACAAUGACGUGGGACUGAGCUUCUGCCAGCUCAAGCGCUUCUCCGAGGCGGCGGUGUGCUUCGAGCGAGCCUUGCCCCUGUCUGCAGGGGCGGAGGGGGGAGACCGCAGGAGGGAGGCCGUAGUGCUGCAGAACCUGGGGGCCGUCUACAACUCUCUGGGGGAGUACAGCCAGGCACGGGGCUUCCACAGGGAGGCAGCAGCCCUGCAUGGCUCCCGGGGGAACCGCAGCGCUCAGGGGCAGUGCUUCUGUAACCUGGCGUUUGCUCUGAGCCAACUGGAAGAGCAUGAAGACUCUGCAGAGAAUUACCUCCAUGCGCUGCAAGCGUUCCGAGACACCGGAGAUUUCCAUGGGCAGUGGCAGGCGUGUGAGGGGCUGGGAGCUGCUAAGUUCCGCCUGGGAGACCCGGAGAAAGCAAUGCUGUAUUACAAGGAAGCGCUGACUCUGCUGUCCAAGAGCAAGGACUCCUCGAGCUCGGCUCACGAGCGCAUCGUGAACAAGCUGACAGACGCCAUUCAGUUCAAACUAUCCACUCAGAGCCGUUACUCACACGCGAGAGGGAUCCAGCCAGCCACGCCCUUCAAGCUCCUCCCAGGAAGUGGCCCCGCCCCCCGACAGACCCCUCCCUCAUAUGUCGUCAGAGAGCUCAGUCAGCAGGGAGCCCCCCAGUUGAGCAGGGGCCCCCAGCCCACUGAGCCCCAAGGAGCCCAGCCCGAGCCAGGCCACAGGGGCCAGGGGGCGGAUUGCUGCAGCCAGCCCAGGGAAGAGACCUCACAACCGGCAGAGGAGCCAGGUGCAGAGGGCAGGACAGGCUGUGACAGUGUGGUGACACACCCGGAUUCAGAGCUCAGCGACAGACCAGACACAGAACCCCAGUACCAGACUGUGCAGCCUCAGGCCAACAGGAACCUGAACAACACUUACCUACAGCCGGACCCCCAUUACCAGAACGACCGCCUGAGCGGGACCCUGCUGCCCACACAGAGGAAGACAGGCCUGUGGAUCACAGCUCUGAGAUCUCCUGCAUUAGUGACGAACAGCACAGCAAUCAGACAGCAAGCAGGCGAUCCAGGCUGUGUGCUGUCAUGUGAACAGUGAAGAAGAUAUGUGACGGCUUCAUGAUGCACAAUGUCAACUUAUAUACAGAGUGUGUGUGUGUGUGUGUGUGUGUGUGUGUGUGUGUGUGUGUGUGUGUGUGUGUGUGUAUAUAUAUAUAUUAGGGAUGUCAGUUAAUCACAGUUAACUUCUGCAAUUAACAUGUUCAUUUCUUUGGCGAUUCAUUUUUUAAACACGUGUUAAUCGCACUCCCCUGGUUUGACCCUCUUAGCACACCGUAACUCACUGCCUGCUGCCCCAUGUUCAAGUGCAUGCAACGCAAUGAGUG